Messenger RNA from Copidosoma floridanum, 2784 nucleotides. It is a transcript of the gene Grd, whose product is annotated as GABA-gated ion channel. Gene Ontology annotation, biological process: monoatomic ion transmembrane transport. The record is from RefSeq and is a predicted model, not a curated record. Gene Ontology annotation, cellular component: membrane. Gene Ontology annotation, molecular function: GABA-A receptor activity; extracellular ligand-gated monoatomic ion channel activity. Lineage: Eukaryota; Metazoa; Arthropoda; Insecta; Hymenoptera; Encyrtidae.
UCCACCGAGGACGCGCGUGCUCCUCCGUUUACCUCACUGCACCUUUUAUCUCUCUCUCCCUUGUCCCCAUUGAAUUUUCGGGGACGCGCGCUGUACCGGUUACCGAUCUCUUUACCUCUCGCCUCGAAGCGCGUGCUGUUCGCGGGCAAAUUUUUGCUUUGAUCCACGCGCGGGAGAGAAAAAUUAUCCUGGCGCGAUAAAAAUUAUACAACUCGCGACGCUACGGUGACUCCGUGAGUUUUUUUUUUUGUUUUUUUUUUUGUUUUUUUUCUUGAACUUUUUCCAAGUCGCCGACGAGUUUGGUACAAUGACUGGGUUUUGCUUCGCAAGGGGAUACCGGUGAGAUCGCAACGGUAAACUCGUCGGUGUUUACUCUGCUGUAUAGGCCAAAUUGAUGCAGCCGCGCUGAAUCAUGGAGACCUUAGUAAAGGCCGUUACGCGGAUGCCGCAGUUGAUCCAGUAAUCCGAUAAAAAAGCGAGAGAGAGAGAGCAAACGGGAAACGAAGAGAACACACGUCCACGGGCGCGGAUGUCGGUGCGAAUGGAGCAUCGCAAGAGUUGGUAAAGAUCGAGCCUCCGCGGGAGGACAGGGGGCGAGCCAGGAACCCGGGAUCAUGAGUCUACGCGUCGCCCUGGCUCUCACGUUCUACGCCUGGCUUCUAUCAGUGGCAGCGGAGCCGACGAGGAGGUCGUCGGGGAGGCGGGAGCGCCCGCAGUACAACAACCACGGCAACAUAAGCGAGCUGCUGGACAACCUGCUCCGGGGCUACGACAACAGCGUCAGGCCGAACUUUGGCGGACCGCCCGCCAUCGUCGAGGUCGACAUCAUGGUGCGCAGCAUGGGCCCCAUAUCCGAGAUCGAUAUGACGUACUCGAUGGACUGUUACUUUCGUCAAUCGUGGGUGGACCGUCGACUGGCCUUCCAAAGUGGCAAGGAAACCCUCGCCCUGUCUAUCUCCAUGCUGGCGAAGAUCUGGAAACCGGACACGUACUUUUACAACGGCAAGCAGAGCUACCUCCACACCAUCACCAGUCCGAACAAGUUCGUCAGGCUUUACCAGGACGGCAGGGUGCUCUACAGCUCGAGACUGACCAUCAAGGCCGCCUGUCCCAUGAACCUCGAGGACUUUCCCAUGGAUACGCAGCGGUGUCCACUGAAAUUCGGAAGCUAUGGGUACACAACGCGGGACGUGAUCUACAAGUGGAACGAACAGCGCCAGGUGGCCAUAGCCCACGACAUGACGCUCGCUGCCUUUGACCUGGUGCACGCGGCGAACGCCACGGGCUCGAUCUUUUUACAAAAUUCGCUGGUUGCCGAGUACUCGAUGCUCAUUGUCUCGUUUCACCUGAAGAGGCACAUGGGCAACUUCCUGAUACAGGUGUACGGGCCCUGCGUCCUCCUCGUCGUCCUCUCCUGGGUGUCGUUUUGGCUCAACAGAGAGGCCACGGCCGAUCGCGUGUCGCUCGGUAUAAUGACGGUGCUGACGAUGACGUUUCUGGGCCUGGAGGCGCGCACGGACCUGCCCAAGGUGCCCUACCCGACGGCCCUCGACUUCUUCGUCUUCCUCUCGUUUUGCUUCAUCUUCGCGACCAUCAUUCAGUUCGCGGUCGUGCACUACUUCACAAAGUACGGCUCGGGCGAGUGCUACUUCGGCUCGGACCUCGACGACGACGACGCUGACCUGGACGACCACGAGCACCACGGUGUCCGCCACCAUCAUCACCACCAAGACUCGAGCGACGAGGACGAUAACUCCGAGGUGGUCCUUGACUGCGGCCCUGCCUCCGAAGGCCCCAUCGCGGCCACUUGCUCGUACCACCACCACCAACAGCAGCACCAACAGAGACACCACUACCACCAACAGCAGCAACAGCAGCGACGCCGGGUCUCGCGAGUGCGGAGGCAGAGGCGCAAGAUGCCCAGGUACAACUCGGUCUCGAAGAUCGACCGGGCGAGCCGGCUGGUCUUUCCGCUCUUCUUCCUCGCCAUCAACCUCUUCUACUGGUUCGGCUACUUGUCGCGCAGCAAGAGAAUCGACUACUUCAACUGAGCUCUCCGCCGCAAAACGAUACACGUGUACUUGUUUGGUCGGGUCCGACGUGGUGCAGUGGGGCUCCGAGGACGAUUUUGUACAACGAGCGUUGAUACGUCGACGGGAUCGAGAGGACGCAAUUUUACCAGAGCAAAAGUUUGUGUUUUUGUGCAAUUGCGAUCAAGUCUACGAGGUAUACACUGGCCAAUUUUUAAAAGCAUGUAUGCGUUUUGGGGAGAGAGCUGUGCGUCAAUUUGGAGCUUAUAGGAGAAAGCGCAUUUUUUUUUUUUGGCAUAUCAACGCGGGUCAAGAUAUAAUACCUCUCGUACCCGUUGACAAAAAUACAUAUACAUGUAAUCAUUGUAAAUAAUCGAAUCGUUGCAUGGUUCUUAUAAUGAAAUCACCUGAGUAAAUGGCACGAAAAUAAAGUAAGCCUGUAACAUUAUUACAACUAACAAUUUUAUUUAUCCUUACGAUGGUUAUUUUUCGUCACCGUGUAUAAUUUAUAUUGUAUCAUUCAUUUUCUUGACAUUAAAUAUUAUGUGUAUAUAUAUUCAUCACCGAAGCUAGAAAUGGGAUAUAUGCGGAUGGAUAUAAGCUUUUGACACGCUCGAUGGUAAGUUUCAACAAAAAGCUUCCAAAAAUAGUUCGUCUAGCGAGAGCUUUAAUCUUUCUUGCUUCGUAUAGUCCACGCAAAGGCAAAUUCGUUUUGCGCAAGAUGCGUUUGUUUUAUGACUAUAGGUAAUAUAAU